Messenger RNA from Diatraea saccharalis (sugarcane borer), 897 nucleotides. Lineage: Eukaryota; Metazoa; Arthropoda; Insecta; Lepidoptera; Crambidae. The record is from the annotation of a GenBank genome assembly.
CGUUAUCUCCAUUAUCUUGAUAAUAUGUCCGUCAACAAGAAAGGCCACUUUUCUGUUAGUUAGUUUACAACACAGACGUGUUUAUUAAAAAAAUGGGUGUUGGAUUGUUCGUUUUGAUUUCUUUGAGUUUCACUUUAAUAAGUGCACAGCAAUUACAGCGAACGGCAGUUGCACAUUUUUCAUCCGAAAAUGGAAUCGUGAGGGGAACCGUCCUGUUCACGGAAACAAACGAAGGGAUACGCGUCACUGGCAGAAUAACGGGAAUGCCACCUGGCUCUUACGGAUUUCACGUGCACGAAUUAGGCGACCUAACUUCCUGCGACAACACCGGCGCUCACUACAAUCCUCGUGGCGUGAACCACGGUGGGCCUGAACACAAUGUGCGCCACGUCGGAGAUCUAGGAAACGUACACUUCGUAAGUACUGGAUCGGAAGUAGUAAGCACAAUGAAUACGAUUGACAGACUCAUCUCCCUCCGUGGCAUUAAUAAUAUCUUGGGACGCGCGUUGGUAUUACACCAGUCGCCCGACGACCUUGGCUUGGGAGGACAUCCAGACUCUCUCACGACUGGUAAUGCUGGUCCGCGAGUUGCCUGCGCUGUAAUUGGAAUGCACGCUCCAGUUGAAGCAUGGCAGAACUCUUCUAUGAGAGUAGGACCGUCAGUUCUAUUGUUGUUGGGUAUUGCAUUUAUGCGUUUCUUUAACUAAGGAACAGUAUUUGUCAGUAAACACAUCAUCAUUGUACAUCUUAUAUGUUUUGGUUGUAUCAUAAUUUAUUUAUUUUGAACUAGAAAAAGCCACCAGUCAUUUGUCGUUUCCGUCAUCAUAAGUUUUCAUCAUAGUUUUAUUGUUAAUUUUGUUCUGUCAUCUAUAAAGAUUUAAUGGAAUAUGAUAAAAA